Molecule: messenger RNA, 5750 nt
Organism: Corticium candelabrum
Lineage: Eukaryota; Metazoa; Porifera; Homoscleromorpha; Homosclerophorida; Plakinidae
Product: FRAS1-related extracellular matrix protein 2-like
Exons: 8
Coding region: 16-5748 (1910 amino acids)
Biological process (GO): anatomical structure morphogenesis; cell communication
Cellular component (GO): membrane
Source: RefSeq, a predicted model, not a curated record
ACGUUUUCGUGUCGGAUGCGAGCGGAUUCUGUGCGCUACUUUCAUUUAGGAUCUCGACGUGUGCGCAGUGAUGUCAUCUGUCUACAGCUGAGGGUGUUCACUGACAAUGCGACUCUGGUCGAGUUCGUUGACGUGGCGGUUGAGAUUGUUGGCGUGGACGGUGAUAUGGAUAUUGUGAGGAGACUGGGGAUGUUGAAUGUGCGUCAACUGGGCGGAUUGAGCGAAAAAUUGGAUCAGAGAAUCGUGCAGUUUGAAUACAACAGAACGGGAGAGAGAUGUGAAGUGAUGUAUCUGACCGGUGCGGGCGGACCGCCUUAUCUUGGUACACUAACCGGGUCGUUUAGUCAAACUGCAAUGAGCUGUGAUGAUCUGAUCAAGUUGAGAGUCCAAUAUAAGCAUUUAGGGUUUCCGAGUCCUGAUGUUGAUUAUCUGCCUUUUUAUGCUCACGUCGUUGAUGCUGAAGGUGCGAUACUACGAGUACAGUAUUUCUGGAUUACAGUGAAGAUCUCGGCUGCAAACACCAAUGUUCGACCGUCGGUUGACUCUUCUAGUCUUCUCUAUUUGACAGUCAGUCAAUUUGUCCCGACAGCAAUACCCCCUACUGCUCUGCAAUUCAACGACCCUGAUAAUGAGAAUGACAACUUAAUAAUUCAAGUCGCUCAAGCUCUGAAGGAGAACGAAGGCAGUCUGGUACACGUGGAUAGACCAAGAAUCCCUAUACGUUCAUUCCGACAAAGAGAAAUCAGGAAGUUGAAAAUUGUUUAUCGGCCACCAUCGACCACUUCCUUUCUUGUACAGCAAGUGGAGCUCAAGGUAGUUGCCAUUGAUCCAUAUGGGGCUGAGAGUGAUGCCUCCAUUUUGCAAUUCUAUAUACAACCUGUCAACACUAACACACCUGUUGUCACACUAAACACGGGCCUCGUUCUACUUGAAGGACAGUCUCGAGUGUUAUCACCAGAGAGGAAUCUCCAGAUAUCCGACAAAGACUCGAGACAAAGAAUUAUUGUCACAGCAAUUAAUGGUCCAAUACAUGGCAGACUUCUAGUAAGAGGGAGGCGUACGUUCCGGUUUACUAUUCGUGAUCUUGAUAGUCGAGUUGUAGUUUAUGAGCACGAUCACAGUGACAGUCGACACGAUGAUAUUAUGUUUUCUGUGUCUGAUAAAGAACAUAUGAUCUCGUUUCUGUUUCAAAUUUUAGUUGAGCCCAUUGACGAUGAGCCGCCUAUGCUCACUACUCACACCAUAGUGACAGUACUGAGCGGUGGAUACGUACAACUUGGAAGUCAGCACUUGAAUGCUCACGAUGACGACUCGGAAUACAGCCAGAUAAAAUAUGUUGUACAGUAUUCCUCACAAUAUCUUCGGUUUGGGUUAAUAUCAAAACAUUCUGGUCUAUAUCCGAGUCCGACUGCAGUCCGACACGUUCAGAAUUUUACACAGGCGGACGUGAACGAGGGAAGGAUAUAUUACGAACACUCGGGACACGGCGGGACGAUGGAUUUGUUUGCAUUCCGAUUGGCUGACACACACGAUCCUCCCAAUUAUUCCGACGUCAAAGUCAUGUUGGUGUCUAUACGACCGGCCGACAUUCACACUCCUCGGAAAUCUCCACGUGCUAUAAUGGCCAUGGAAGUGGACGAAAAUGGGACGGCCCUGAUCACGAAACAACAUCUUCUCUACAUCGACGCAGAUUCCGACGACAGAUCUCUUGUGUAUGAGAUCACGAGGCAUCCCUACUUUGUCGACUCCAGCGUACUACCUGCAGGUCAACUGAUUCGGCUUCAUCACUCAACUCCUCAAGUCGUUUCUACGUUCACGCAGGCAGAAGUGAAUCAUUACAAGGUCAGCUUUCGUGUGCCUCGCAUCGAAAUCGGAACAAUUAAACAACACGUUACGUUCGAGUUUAAAGUAAAGGAUCCCGGUGGCAACUCGGUAGACGGUCAACACUUUAAUAUAACGAUAAAUCCGGUUAACAGUCAAGCACCACAAAUUACGACCAGAAAUCUGCGUGUCGCAGUUGGUAAGUCGGUCGUCGUCACGGUUCACGAAUUGUACGUAACCGACAGAGACACGGAAGUCACAGACUUAGUGUUUAGAGUCGACGUGUUACCAAAAUACGGUCAUCUCUAUUUGUCCGGGAAGCUCGUCGAUGAGAGCAUUGCAAUCAAGAUAACGGACAUCAAAUCCGGACGUCUCACUUACAUUCACGGGAAGUCAUCGUUAUCUGCAAGAGACAGAUUUGUCGUAUCCGUAACAGACGGGAAGUAUACGGUUGAUCGGAAGGUCGAUAUCAAUGUUGCUAUACCAGCUCCGCCUUUUCCGUUUACCAUCAAGUCUGUUGUCUACAAGACGGUCAACGAGAGCGGCAACGUGUCUCUGUUGCUCGAUGACGUCGUCACAUCAAUCAAUGUCGGACCCAGUUCGAUUGCAUUCAAACUCAUCAAGCUUCCAGAUUACGGUCACUUGAAGAUCAACGAUCAACGUGUCACUAAACUCAAUUAUAAAGACCUUGACAGUGGCAGCGUGUUCUACGUCCACUCGGGUGACGAGAUCGGCACCGAAACGAGAAACGACAGCAUGCAACUUGCAGUUGUCGUCAACGGCAUUCUGUUUCGUAACGGCUCUGAUCCGGUGAUGACGACCGUCUUGCUCUCUAUUCUACCAAUUGAUGACAAACCACCCGAGAUCGUCAUCAAAAAGAAAUUAAUUGUGGACGAAGGAGGAAAGAUCGCUAUAACCACCAACACAUUGACCGUCACUGAUCCUGAUUCUUUGAUCAACGUUGUUCGAAUUCACGUCAAGAAGGCGUGUCGGUACGGAUUUUUGGAGAACACGGUGACCUCCCCGGGUUCGGAGAUAAACACGACGAUGCCCGUGAAGCAAUUUUUAUUGGCCGAUCUCAUUCAGGGGACGAUCAGUUACGUACAGAGUGUGUACAAGCAUUCAGAGCAUUCGAAGGAUAGAUGCAAAUUGAUAGCCACGGAUGGCGAUAGUCACUCGUUGGUGCGCACCCUGAAGAUCACCAUACGAGCGAUGAAUGACGAACCGCCUCGCUUGUCGGUCAACAACGGGUCGUCGGUGAAAGAAGGCGGGAAAAUAAAUAUGCGAGCAUUAGUCAAGAUAACCGACUUGGAUACAGCAGACGAUCACAUCAAAUAUGUUAUGACUUUGUUGCCACGUCACGGUGCCAUCGUUCAUCGACCGACCGGCUCGCGGCUUAAUGCGUUUACUCAAAGAAUGGUGACGAAGAAGGAGGUUGAGUAUCAACACGAUGACUCGGAGAGUAUGGAGGAUGAGUUUCGUUUUCGAGUGACCGAUGGCACUCACACGCUUUCGGUUUCUUUGCGCAUCACGGUUAUUCCGGUUGACGAUCUGAAGCCGCAAGUGAUCGCGAACAGUGGACUUGUUGUGAGAGCGAACGAGACGAAGGUAAUCUCGAGUCGGGUUUUACAAUGUGUUGACAUGGAUACGGACGAUCGACGCUUAGUGUAUGUGAUUACGGAGACAAAAGGCGAGGGAUUUCUACAGCUCAGAUCUGGUGUUGUCGUCAAGAAUCUGAAAGUCGGUAUGAGUUUCUCGCAAGACGACUUGCUGGCUCGUCGUGUCAUGUAUGUUCACUCGAGGACGUUCCAAACAAAUUCAACGACUCGAGAAUAUGUAAAGUUUACUGCCACCGAUGGUUUGAAUCCAUUGACCGACGUUUUCUUCUUUAUCACCGUUCUUCCAAAAUUGCUUCCCGAUUUACGAGUCGUGAAUAAACUGGCUCGUGUUCAAGAAAACAGUGUGCUAACAAUCACCACCGAUCUAUUGAGUGCAGUUGAUGGAACGUCGGACGUCGAGAACAUCAAGUUUAGUGUGACGAGGCCGCCCGAGAAGGGACGACUGGAGAGUUCGUUGUCACCUGGAAUUGCUGUGAUCACGUUUCGGCAGAUAGAUCUGGUUGCCAGUCGAAUUCGUUACGUUCACACGAGCGAUGACGUAUCGGUAGUUGACGGGUUUGUUUAUCGUGUUACCAAUGGUUACCAACUGCUUACUCGUACAUUUGUGAUUUCUAUCGAUCAUGUGGACGACUCGUUGCCCGUCGUGGAGUCGAACGGAAUGACAACGAGACGAGGACAAAUGCAAGUGAUAUCUGUACUCAUGCUGAGGGCACUGGAUGCCGAUACGGAACCAGAAAAUGUGACCUUUGUCUUGCAUCGACUGCCAGAAAACGGCGAUCUCAUGAGGACAAGAAACGGUCGAGUGGAAAUCGUGAAAGACAACUUUACACAGUUUGACGUCGAUCGAGGGCUCGUCAAGUACCGGCACACGAGGUUGGAUACCUCGAGUGAUUCGUUUCUGUUCACGGUGACCGACGGAGUUCAUUCAAAGUUCCACGUCCAUCCGGACAUCACCAAAGUGACAUCACGUUUGCAACUAUUUGAGAUCGUCGUCGAGUUGCCCGUCGAUCGUAAGCCGGUCGUCACAGUAAACACAGGCAUACACAAUCUACGAUUUUUUGGAUCAGCCACAAUCGGAGCGAUGAUGACUUCUCGUGUACUGAAUGCAGAAGUCAGCGGCAAAGUCGACAAUAAUCUGGUUUAUUCCGUUUUUGAGCAUCCGGCACACGGACAAAUCGUAUUGGUCGAAUCGGAAGGAUAUCGUCACGUCAAUAAUUUUACUCAGAACCAGCUUGGGACCGUCGCAUACAUUUUGAUGGCGCCGUUUGAUCGUACGGCGACAUCCGAUUCGUUCAUCGUCGACGUUGUUGGAUCCGACGGUUCACGUUCGUUCCCUGCUGUCGUCGACAUACAAUGGACUUGGAUCUGGAUUGACCAGCGAGUGUACGAAGUCGGAGAAGAUAGUGGCAGCAUUGACAUUGAUAUCAAUAGAUCCGGCAACGUUCGGCAGUCGUCGUUUAUUAACAUUGCGGCUGUCGAUCAGACAGCACAUCGAACAGUUAAUUUCUUUACCAGCAAUGCACGACUGAUGCAAUUCGAUCCGGGAGAGAAGCAAAAGACGUGGAGAGUUGGUAUCAUUAAUGAUGGUGUGGAAAUGAGUAGAUCGUUGACUUUUGAUGUGUCCGUAUCGAAUCCGGUCAAUGCCCUCAUAUUUCCCGGAGACGGCACGGCAAAGGUUGUCAUCCACGAUGCUACAAGAGGAAUCACUGAUACCCCUCCACCUGUUUCACCAACGUUUCUUUCAAUGAGACCGGCAGCUACAUCAAAUGUUGGAAGAACCACCGAUGCCAAGAGGACAGAAGUCGAGAGCCCUACCAUUGUUGGUGCGGAUAUCGUGUCUAUUGCACCGGUCGAGAACACAGACGACAAAUUGGUGAGAUUAGAGCCACUGGAGCCCAACGAAGAGCUAGAAACCGUUGCACCUCACACAUGUCCACAUGGCUGGGAUACUGUAAGCACUAAAUGUUACAAGCAGGGUGAAAUGCGGCUAUCAUGGAAUGACGCGCAGAAUGCCUGCAAUGAACAGAAUUCGACGCUGUUUACAGUCGGUGAUGAUCAGCAAGGCAACGUGGUGAAGAGAAUGUGCAGUAGGAACCCCUGUUGGAUAGGAUUGAAAUUGACCGAUCGUCCUACACUGAAAUGGGUUAAUGGUCAGCAGUUGACAGUAAACGGAUUCCGAAACCAGAAACGUCCUCGAUACGACAAAACAGCCAAAGAUGCCAAGAACUGUGUGGCAGUCACCUCAAUGAAAUGGAUAGUGAACAAAUGCCAGUCCGUGAAACGUCGCUACAUCUGCCAACUCAACUGACU